Messenger RNA from Chelonus insularis, 5650 nucleotides. RefSeq lists its product as uncharacterized. Gene Ontology annotation, cellular component: plasma membrane. The record is from RefSeq and is a predicted model, not a curated record. Lineage: Eukaryota; Metazoa; Arthropoda; Insecta; Hymenoptera; Braconidae. Bases 390 to 3518 code for a protein of 1042 amino acids. Gene Ontology annotation, molecular function: protein binding. The transcript is spliced from 15 exons.
AUUGCGAACUAGGUCAUCCCGCUUCUGCACGGCUUGCUCUCGCAGUCGCACCAUAGCCGGCCGUGCAGUAGCGCCCAGAAUUUCCUCUAUUUAGCUGUAUUUUAUUAUCCAUAUAUAGUUUCUUUUACAUCCGUCUAUUUUCUAUGGGACUAUUUAUUCUUGGGCUACGGAUUGAAUUUUUUUUAUCAUUGUAUAGCAGCCAAUAGAGUGGCAUAAUAAUGUUUUUUAAUAUCGAGUAAUAAAAAUGAUACUUGUCUUGAGUGUGUCGUUCAUAUUGAGAUGAAAUAAGUUACUCAUAAAUAAAAUAUCAAUAGUAAAUUUCUGGAUGUGUCGCAGAAAGUAACAAGUUUUAUCAUAACUUAAAACUUAAUUUUUAUCUUCAAUAAAAUAUGCAGGACAUUCGCUGGUUAAUAAGUAUUAUUGUUAUAAUAAUAACUCCAAUAUUUUGCUGUCGGCUAAGUGAAUUUCAAUGUGGUAAUGGAAAAUGCAUUUCACUCAAUAAAGUAUGUAAUGCUCUAGACGAUUGUGGUGACGAAAGCGAUGAGCAGCGUGCAUGCUCUCCUUGUAACAAAACGUAUUAUGGUGACAUUGGGAAAACUUAUUACCUCGAAUUACAUCGACCGAAAGAAGAUAAAGUACCAUACUUUUGUAAACUUACAUUUAACGCUCCUGGUAAUGAACUGGGAGAUAUUGUUCAGUUGACUUUUGAUAGUUUUACUCUUGGAAAAUUCGUAUCGUUUACUUCGGAAGGAUGUCCCGAUGGAUCAUUACAGAUAUCAGAAGCUCAACGACCUGAUGUAGGUGGUCUGUGGUGCGGUACAUCUUGGGGUCCUGCUAUUUAUUACAGUGAAACACCAAUCGUUACCAUAUCUCUUCGACUCCUCAGAUUAAGUCAAGAUCAAACGGGCUUUAAUUUUGAUUUUCGAAUGGCUUAUAAAAUGAUUAAAAAAUCAGAUGCUGUUGUGCGAUACGGAAAUCCAUUUGUCGGAAUGAUGCAUGUGCCAACACCAUUUCUAAAAAAUAAGAUAGAAUACAUGAACACUACCAAAGUAAUAAUUGUUCCACCUAUUGAAAAAUUCGAAAAAAACGUGAGCUUAUCUACAACUACUCAACCAACGGCUGAUGAAGAAAAACAAUAUCUUGGAGACUUAAUUUCAGGGACAUAUUGUUCACGAAUAUUCAGUGAUUGUAAUAAAAAUAAAUGUAGACUUCAAUCACCAAACUUUCCUGGUCUCUAUCCACGUAAUUUAACAUGUUAUUAUGCAGUACGACAACACGAAAUUCCUCCGGGAAAACAUGCACUUAUAACAGUUCGUCAACCACGAGGGCAAUUAAUAGCUGUCCGUGCAAGAACAGCAAAUCAAGCUGAGCCACCGCCGCGUCAGCUUCGUCUUUGGCAAGAUUGCGAUAUCGUUCAAGACUACGUGACUGUUUACGACGGCUACACUACUCGUGAUCCAGUGAUACUAAAAUUUUGUGGUGGUGGAGAACCUGUUCCUGAAGCUACUAGUAGUGGAGCUGAAAUUCUCGUAGAAUUUACUACUUCUCCCUACGGUACUUUUCUUCAUCCAACUCCACCACAUUCUCUCCAUGGAUUUCAGUUGGAAAUUCAGGUGAAAUUUGUCGAUGUAGAUUCGCCGACUUAUGCCAAAAACAAACGAUGUGAGUUCUGGUUAAAAGGUAAUACUGGUGGAAUUCUGACUUCUCCAAAGCAUACUCUACCACGGAAUACAACUUGUCUGUACCAUCUACGUGGAGAUGGACCAACUAUUCCAAGUCCUACACCACCUAGGCCAUUACCGAAAUUUCCAGAAACUCGACCGGGAACUGUAUGGAGAAAGCCUCCACCUAAACCACCCCAGCCACAAUUCAGAGUGUGGCUCUCAGUUUUAAAAUUUCACGUUGGUUCAAAUCCAACGACUAAUGAUGAUGAUUGUAGCUCUACUCUAUUUGUUUGGGAUGGUGAUAUGAUGCCGUUAUCAGAAUGUAACGAUAUAUCUUGUGAAAAAGAAAGAAUGCGAUACAUGGAAAGAACAGGUGAUUUGAUAACGCCAGCAGGUGCUCGUCCAGCAAGUAAUACUACUUUGCUCGCAAGAUACUGUAAGGAUAAAGUUCCUAAAACUUGUGAUCAUGCAAUUUUGUUAAAUACUAGUCGACCAUGUUCACCUACUGAAGGUUUUAUUUCAUCUGGCAAUAGUUUGACUAUUGAAAUACGUAUGGAUGAAUCAACAGCUCUCAGGCCUGUGAAUUUUCAAGCUCGUUAUGAAUUCGUGGAUCUUCAUCAAGACGGUGAUUCUUAUGGCAGUGGACCGUGCUCAAGAGUCUUUUACAGUAGACAUCGAGAUCAAUAUCCUGACCGUAAAUUUCAAGCUCCGCGCAACAUCUUUCUUUAUGGACGUGGAGGAGCAAAAAAUUUAAGUUGUAUAUAUCGAUUUGAAGGAGAACAGGAUGAAGUUGUCAAGUUACGAUUCAAUAAACUUAUAAACGGAAAUCGUACGUGUCGUAGCGUAUCCAGCAAUGACUACAACCGUUUUCUUUGUAUUGGUUCAAACAAUUUUUCACUGAAGAUUUUGGAACUGCCUUGGUCAAAUGCUGCACCAGUUCAAAAAGAUUGUCUCUGUUCUAAUAAAUCAUUACCAAUUAACAUUAAGUCUUUAUCCCACAUUGUUGAAGUACACUUCACUGUGAACUUCAUGAAUUCACUUGACGAUUAUAACAAUUUAUUUUUUGAGGGGAUCUGGGACUUUAUCAAAGCUGUUCCAUGUUUGCAAAAACGAAGAGUUCGAGGACCAUCUGGUCAAAUAAAAUAUGAAUUACCUAUCAUUAAUGAAGAUGAUAAAAAUUGUAAAAAUCAUCCAUGGUUAAUUGAUCCUAGUCCAGGACAAUAUCUUUAUGUAAAGACGCAUGGAGCAGUUAUAAAUAAUAAUACUAAGUGCCUAACAAGCAAUCGAAUAAUUGUGCACGCUGGUGGAAUGAUCAAUGUUUCAGUGUGUCCAAAACCACUAGUCGAUUCAAGACAUCAGUUUGUAGAAGUUUUCAGUCAAGGCUGGUCAGCUAACCGUAAAAAAAUGAUUUUAGCACCUGGUUUUGAUCCAGCACGAACAAUAGCUGUGGAAUUUAUUAUGAAUGAAGCUGAUACGUACACUGUUUCAUGGCUUGAACUCACUAAAAGACGACCGAUCGAGAUGAUCCAUGAAGAUAUUCAAGUUUCUUCUCAUGAUUGCGAGCAACACUGUCCAGAAUUGAAUGCUUGUAUAAAUGCAUCAUUAUGGUGUGAUGGUACUUCUCAUUGUCCAUCUGGUUACGAUGAAGCUUUAACUCAUUGCUCAAUAAUUCUGCGACUUCCACCGCUUCAUUUAGCCAUUGGAACUAUAGUUAUUUUUUCAGUAAUUGGAUCCAUUUUCUUCAUUUUUUGGCGUGUUCUUCGACGAAAAACUAAUCGAUCCAUUUCGCAACAUCGACUGAAAAGUAUUUCAUCUGAGACUGCUAUAAUUGAUGGGAAAGAAGUUAUAUGCUGACAAAACGACAGUUCUGUGCGAUACGUUGAGAUUGAUCGAGUGACUACGGUGUGACAAUCACUACUUACUAUCGUUUCGCUCGUUCAUUACUUUAUUAAUAAUAUUAAUAAAUAUCAUUAUCAUUAUUAUAAUAGAUAUAAAAUAUCAGGCUCAAUGUUGCCUUAUAAUUCAACACCAAAAAUUUAUUAUUUCUUAAAUGCAUUUUGUUAUUUUCUAAAAUAUUAAAUACAUAUUCUGUAUAAUUAAAAAAAUACAGUUAACUAUUUUAUAUGAAAACGAGCUGAAAUUUCUACGUAACGCGCAGAACUGUACAAUUUGAAUAGUUAAUAUAAUGAUUAUGCGACAAAAUGUGUGCAUCAAGAUAUUUCUAGUCUACCUUGUUCAAUUUUUACUAAUGAAAACGCUUCUAUAAGCGAGAUAAAAACACUGCAGCAUAUAACGUGUACAUAUUUUUAUCGUAAAUAUUAGUUUACCAUUAUUCAAGUAAUAAAUUUUUCUUUUUUGAUUUGUAUUUUUUAAUCAAUUACUGUAAAUAAAAAUAAGUCAAUUUCGAUUAAUAACUUAAUUUAAAAUGUAGAUAACUAAUAGGUUUAUAUGUAAUACUUCUCGAAAAUUCUCUCGAUGCAAACGACUAUCACUGUUAUUCCACCUCUGAUGAGUAAAUAUAAAUUUAGUUUUAUCAUUUCUAAUGAAAUAUAAGUCGAAAUAAUCUCGACAUGUAACAUUUUUCACAUAAUCUUUUAACGUUGACAAUAACUUUAUAAAAAAAUAUUGAUAAAAAAUGGAAAAAAAAAUUUGUUAGAAAUAAGUAUGGAUAUUUGUGUCUUGAAUCGAGAGAUUUACGAAUAAGUAAAUAUAUGAAGGUAUUCAAUUAGAAAUAUGAUAAUAUUUAUGAGUUGAUAGUAUUUGAAAAUAAACAUAAAAAAUCAUCUUUAGUUAAACAAUUUUAAGAAUAAAUUUAAAUUGACAUGUAAGUGUAACAGAUGAUACUAAAUGAUGAAAAAUGUAUGUAGUUAUGUAGAUGGUUAUUUCUGCCAUUAAAACUUUGUAUUCACAAAAAUAUCAUAUAUAUGAUAUAUAUAUAUAUGAAGUUGUUAAAAAAAUUUAUUUAGAGAAUUUUUAAAAUAAAUUUAUAUAGACGUACUGACCAAAUAGUGUGAAUUGGUAUUAAGGACAUAUUGAAUCAUUCAAGUGCUACUAAAUAUCUUUAAACAAUAUAACAAUGAGUUAAGAAAAAUAGACAAAAGGAAGAAAUGUUGAAACGAAAACGAAUAAAAAAUAAUAAUGUGAUAAAUGCUUUUGUUUUUUACGGAGCUGUGCUUCGAAUGUUGUUAUACGUCAAGAUUGACUUGAGCGUCGAAUAUUGAUAGAUAAAUGUAGAUAAAGGGAUGUUUAUUGAUUUCGCACUUCAUAAAUCUAUAUGCGUCGUUAUGCAGUAAUAAUGUACGUAUAUAUUAUUAAUUAAAUGUUUAAAUAAUGUUUUAAAGCCAUCGUACCAUCUCGCUAUCAAUAUCAAUGUGAUUGAACUUGUAAAUACACGUAAUUUUUGAAGGUAUAACAUAGUUUUGUUCAUUUGUCGAUGUUAUAUUAUUUAUAACUAAUAGUUAAUAAACGUAUAACUUCCGCGAUAAUUCCAAUAAAACGGUGUGAUAUUUUUAAAGCAUAACUAUAAAUAUGUAUAGUUUGUUGGUUUCUAAUAAAUUCACGUUAAAAUAUUAUUUUCAAAAAAUGAUGUAACAAUUACUAAAUAACGAAUAUAUAAUUUUACAUUAGAGAGCACAUUUGGUGAUUUAAUUAAUAUACAUAUUCACCAUUAUUAUAUAUAAUAAUUAUUUAUUUCAUUGAAAAAAAAAAAUGAAUUAAUUGAGACGAUUAACUGGUUAUCAAAUAAGUUCAAACAAAGAUCUCAUUAUUAUUAAUCAAUAUAUAUUAUUGGACUCUCGAAGCUAACCGGUAUCACAGCCAUUGUUUUACACUAAUGAAUCUAAUGACUGUUUACAGUGACAUAAUAGGAAAGAAAACGAAAAAUUUUAAUAAAAGAAUGAAUAUAAGUAUUUGCCAUCAUUAUCGCCGUCAUCAUAUGAAAAUUAAAAAUGCUUUAUCAUAUUAAAAAUUACAUUUUCAAUGAUUGA